Messenger RNA from Chara braunii, 783 nucleotides. NCBI's taxonomy places the organism in Eukaryota, Viridiplantae, Streptophyta, Charophyceae, Charales, Characeae. The record is from the annotation of a GenBank genome assembly.
GGAUUAUAAUUAGUGGGGAAGAGCGGAUCUACAUGGGAAAAACUGGUUGGGGGGGGAUGAAGAGCGGGAUCGGGAAUAGCAAGGCAAUGGUGGGCGGGUGGGCAUGUGGGAAUUCGAUCGAGUAGCGGAACGGGGGCAGCAAGGGAAGCGAGCGAUCGGAGGGGAGGGGAGGGGAGGGGAGAUGGGAAAUCUGGCAGCGGAAACAGGAACGGGGAAUUUGGUGGGAAGCGGGAGUGCAGAGGAAGACGAGGAGGAGGAGGAGGAGGAAGAAGAGGUGGAAGAAGAGGAAGAAGAGGAGGAUGUUGACAAGGAGGGUGUCGUGGCGAUGGACAAGGAGGAGGAGGAGGAGAAGGACGACGGAGACGAUGAGGAGGACAAUGAGAUAGAAGAAGAGGAGGAGGUGAAGGACGAUGAUGCGGAAGAGGAGGAGGAGGAGGAGGAGGAGGAGGAGGAAGACAAGGAGGAAGACGAGGAGGAAGACCAGGAGGAAGACCAGGACGAUAAGGAUGACGAGGAAGAAGAGGAGGACGAGGAGGAGGAGGAUGGGGAAGAGAAAGAAGAAGAGGAGAAGGAGGAGGAGGAGGAGAAGGAGGAGGAGGACGACGACAAGGACAAGGACGAGGAGGUCGACGAGGACUAGGAGGACAUCGAGGUAGAAGAAGAAGGGGGGGGGGGAGGAGGAGGAGGAGGUGGAGCACGAAGGGAAGCAAACUCACCUAGCGCGGGCGGGCGAUGUCGCGUGGGUUGCGGCUGUUGGGGCUUGGAGUUCCGCAAUUGCAACGC